UCGGGGCGCAGCGUCCCCCCGGCCGCCUCCGCCGCCGCUCCAGCCCCCUUCUUCGCCCAUGGGGACCCUCCCGGAGCGCGGCCACCCGCCCUCGCCCCGCGCCUGGUGACGCUGCUCCAUGGAUACCAGCCCCCCGACUCCGGACCCCGGGGGCCCGCGGAGGGACUUUGCGGUUUCUGAUCAAGGACCCCCGUCUUUUGAGGGGCUUCUGGGGCGGCUGGGGGCUGGGGGGCGAAGGCAGCGCCUCCUCCUGGCCCUGACCUGCCUGCCAUGCCUCCUCCUGGGGCUCGGAGCCGGCUCAGACGCCCUCUUCACUCUGACGCCUCCACGCCACUGCCGGGAUCCCAACAGCACCCAGUUCCCGGAGAACGCAACCUGCUGGGACCCCCGCUGCCACAGCUGGGAAUACGGGGGCCUCCCGGCCCUCACCAACAAUCCGGUGACCGAGUGGUCCCUGGACUGUUUCCGAGGAUGGAUUGUUCCCUUGGAGCAGCUCUGCUUCCUCCUGGGUUUUGCCGCAGGCGCGCUGCUGCUGGGACACCUGGCAGACAGCGUGGGGCGGCGCGGGACCCUCCUCCUGGCCCUAGCCCUGGGUUGCCCUGCGGGCGUCUUGGCCGCCUUUGCCGCCUCGCCCUCCGUCUUCAUGCUGGGCCGUUGCCUCUGGGGGGCGAUGCUGGGGGGCAUGGAGCUCUCCCUCUACCUUAGCCGCUUGGAGCUGUGCUGUCCCCCCCAGCGGCUGCCUGUGACCAUGGCAGCAGACCUCCUCAUGGUUGGGGGGCACUUCCUUCUUCUGGGGCUGGCACUGGCGUGUGGAGGUUGGAGGGUCUUGCAGGGCGUCAUGGCGGCUGGGCUGGGCCUCUGCCUCCUCUAUGGGUGCCCUGGAUUGUACCCAGACUCACCCCGGUGGCUCUUGGCCACGCGACGGACAGCCCAAGCCAAGGAGAUCCUGAUAGCCCUGGCUCAGGGCAGUGGCAGCCAGGAGUCGGAGGCUCAGGAGGCCCUGGAAGAACUUGAUAAUGCCUGCCACCUCCCCGCUGCAGCCCAGAUUUCGUUCCGGGCCGUUCUGUCCUGCAGAAACAUCUGGAAGAAUGUUCUCAUCCUCGGUUUCACCACAUUCAUCGCCCACGCCAUCUGCCACUGUUACCUGCUGGCCUGGGAAUCCCAGGAGGAUCCACGGGCCAACUUCUACCUCUGCUACCUGCUGUCAUCCGGCAGUGCGGGCCUCGCCUGCCUCUUCCUGUGCCUGAGCGUUGACCGUUACGGACGCCGCGGGAUUCUCCUUCUCACCACCACGCUGGCCGGCAUCGCUUCCCUGAUUCUGCUGGGCCUGGGAGAGUAUCUCAACGAUGCUGCGCGGAGAACCUUCUCCAUCCUUGGCCUCUUCUCCUCCCACGCAGCUGGAUCCCUCAGCAUCUUCUUCGCCUCCGAGGUCAUCCCCACCGUGAUCAGGGGCAAGGGCCUGGGCCUGAUCCUGGCCGUGGCGUCCCUGGGCGGCCUGAGCGCCCCUCUGCUGCGGCUGCGAGAGCAGCACGGCUCUUUCCUCGAGCACAUCGUCCUGGCCUCCCUCAACAUCCUGGCUCUCCUCUGCCUGAUGCUGCUGCCCGAGAGCAAGCGCAAGGGGCUGCCCGAGGGCCUUCGCGACGGCGAACUCUACCGGAGGCCUUCGCUGCUACGCCGGGCCGGAGGAGGAGAGAGCCGGGACUCGGAAGGCGCCACCCGGCGGGACGACGUGCCUCUGCUGUCCACGCCGAACCCAGCCAGCUGAUGCACCCUCUGCCGCCGCCGUACACACGCCCUGGCUGGAUCUGGACCUCCUUUGCCCGCCGCGCCGUUUGGGACUUCACUGAGGCCUCGCAAGGGCAGAAGAAGACAUUGCCAAGCGGCCUCCACUUUUCCCCGUUUCGUUCUGCGGCCUAGCAUGAGAAGCAGCAGCCGGAGAGCUGCCCUUUUCUCCGUGUCGCAGGCUGGGUGGGGGUAAACCAUUAGCAACGCUGAUCAUUUAUCUUUUUUCCUUUUUUAAAUAAGCCUACAAACUGGCUUGCCCCCGCUCCUCGCACACACGCAGUUCAGUUGGCGAUUUGGUGUGGCUCACCGGACGAGGCCCGGCCCAAGACCACACACCCACCCCCUGACCAUGCAGGCUUUCGUGGUUGGGACGGCGAACCCUCACAAAACAAGACCACUCUGUGUGCAAUAAUAAUAAGCUCCUUGGUACAGUAUUUCCAGAAAGCCAGGUCCUUUCUCUGAGUUCCCUGCCCCGAAAGAGCAGCUGUCUGCCUUGAUCCCUCAUCUUGGCCGCUUCUGCAAGUGGAAAUUGACAGGUGAAGCUCUGUCCAAAUUGGAGAAUGGGGAACCAGGGAAAGCUACCCAGCGUGGCUGGGGAAACCCAGCCAGAUGGGUGGGGUACAAAUAAUAAAUUAUUAUUAUUAUUUCCCUGCCAGAUUUCUGGCAGUCAGGUGUUAAAAGGCCCAGGAGCCCUGGCAGAAAUAAUAGGGUGCCAGAUUUAGAGAGGUGUUUACUCACCUCUCAUCUGUUUUUGUAUUUUUUUCCUUAAAAUGCUUGGCUGCUCUCCAGUCUGGAAAAAACACCCAUACAGUAUUGGAUAUUUAACCAUCUUGGGGGUAUAACUUGCCCCAAGAUACUGAACCGUAGAGGAUUCAUUCGGAUCAGAUGGUUUCUGUUCCCAUUUCACAGAUUUAGGAAACUGAGGCCAAGACGGAACCUUUACGGGCCAGUUUCAAGGUUAGGGUCAGAGCUUUCAACCUAUGCACUACAUUCAGUCAUUGUUUUGAUAGCACAUCUCCGUGUACAAAGGGCUUUGAAUGUCACUCUUGCCAGAGUUGACUUAACCCCAAAAUGGAAGCAAGAGCCUUUUAAAAGUGGGCUGUUCUCUGUUCUUCUCCAUGAUCUUGCAAAAGAUGGCUGCUCACUAUCCCACAAUCCGCUGCUGCACUCCAUGGCCAUUAUUCAACACUUGGGGGUCAGGAUUGCCUCAUAAGCUGGGCAGCAUUUCCCCGUUUUACCAUCCUAGAGGGAGCAAAACCCUGUUGGAUUUCUGCUUCCUUACUGCCAAAAGGAAGCAGCAAGCUGCAGCCUUACUUACGGCACUAACAGCAAAGAAACCUAAUUCCUUCUCUUCCCUGCCUAUUUGUAUACUUUAUAAAGCAUUGACAUGCACACGUCAUCAGGUACAACUGGUUGUUCCACCCCUCUGGGCCCAAGGAAAAUGCUAAUUUUUAUCACCAAGGAGGAAGGGGGGGGGAGAGAUGCCUGAAUGUGGGAAGGAACAGACUGGGCCACUCCACCUGCUCUUUUGGCAACUCAAAACACAACCCACACAGGAGACUCCGGGAAGACGGUUGGCUGCUUUCUACGGGAAACAAACUACUGACUGUUAAUAAGCUAAAUACAAAUUAAAGUUUGGGGGGGGACUUCUUGAGAA
This is a messenger RNA of Podarcis muralis (Common wall lizard), 3442 nucleotides long. It is a transcript of the gene SLC22A17, whose product is annotated as solute carrier family 22 member 17. Gene Ontology annotation, molecular function: transmembrane transporter activity. Gene Ontology annotation, biological process: transmembrane transport. NCBI's taxonomy places the organism in Eukaryota, Metazoa, Chordata, Lepidosauria, Squamata, Lacertidae. The record is from RefSeq and is a predicted model, not a curated record. Gene Ontology annotation, cellular component: membrane.